AAGUUUUUAGCUAAUACCACGGGAGAGAUCCGAAACCUAGAACAACAGCUUAGGUGUUCCUCCUACAAGAUCCUCUCCGUUCAUCGCGUUGGCUCCGCACGCCCGCGAAACCCCACUGUCACUUUCUCUUCUCUCAAAUCGUCAUUCCUUCAAUCUCCCAGAAUUCAUCACCAUAUCACGAUGUCUUGGGUCCAAGUCUAAGUUGCUCUCUUCUUCCUCUUCUUCACUUUCCAGAACCUUCCCUUCCUUCUCUCGCACCGCUCAUCACCUCCCUCACAAUCAGAUCGGAGCUCUCUCUCCCCUCACCGAUCUCUUCCACCGCAGCACCGCCUCCACUCCUCUCGCGAAGGAAAACGCUUCUGGCGAAAACGUGACUGGUCUUCCCAAAGUUCCUGCGAAUAAGCCUGGCUGUGAUUCUAAUGCGAUCAAUUCGUUGGUAUUGAGCAAAAGAGUUUGUUGCUACGUUAUGGCGGGCAAGGGUGUUGGUUCGGUGGCAAAGGCAGUAGCAGAAUAUCAAUAUCCUUGGCGUGAGAAGUUAGUGAAAUACAAGGAUGAACUUGCUAAGGGAGUAUGGGGAUACUGGGACCUGGGGGCAUGGAAGCCACUGAGUAUCAGUGCUCGACGACGUGCCCGACUGCGAAAGGAAGUGCUCCUUACUGGGGAAGAUUGGCCCUAUGAUCCUGAAAGAAAGGAGAUGAAGACCAGGAGGAAAGGACACAAAUGUGAUAGGAUAUCUGCCGAGAAGCGGGAGAACACUGCAAAGUUGAUGGAGAAGAUGCCCCAGAUGUUGCAGGAUUACAAGAAGAGAAGGUGGCAGAAGAAGAUGAAGGAAGAAGACAAGGGAAAAAUUUGAUUUUGCUCCUCUCUUCUAAGAAUAUGUUUGAGUGAUCGUCAGGGGAAAAUGUUUUGUACCCUGAAUAUUAGUUUUUUCUUUCUAAAGUUUUGAAUUGAUUUCAUAUCAGUGUAAAAUUCAGUCUAACUUGCAUCCCGAUGGGAGCUUCUUCAUAGGACUCUUUGAAACGGUUAAUUUAUAUAGUGUUAUCAUAUUUGUCAGAGAUGAAAUUGUAUUACGCUUGACGAUUUGUA
Molecule: messenger RNA, 1086 nt
Organism: Vigna unguiculata (cowpea)
Lineage: Eukaryota; Viridiplantae; Streptophyta; Magnoliopsida; Fabales; Fabaceae
Source: RefSeq, a predicted model, not a curated record